Messenger RNA from Mauremys reevesii (Reeves's turtle), 4969 nucleotides. Its product is annotated as maestro heat-like repeat-containing protein family member 1. NCBI's taxonomy places the organism in Eukaryota, Metazoa, Chordata, Testudines, Geoemydidae. Bases 272 to 4666 code for a protein of 1464 amino acids. The record is from RefSeq and is a predicted model, not a curated record. Gene Ontology annotation, cellular component: cytoplasm. The transcript is spliced from 41 exons.
UGGAGGAGGGAGCACACGGCUGUCUGGGCUCUGCUUUUCAGACAGUUGGGAGCAUUUUGGGGAGCAUAUAGCACCUGUUUACAUAGAACUCGCAGAGGAAUCCACAUCUUCACUGUCAUCUGCAAUUAUAUGUGAAACAUCAACAGUCUUCUGUGGCUCGACCAUCCCAGCACAGGAGAGAGGGACCUUUCCUACCGUGUCCUCAGGGUUAGGAAAGAGAAGGACGAAAUUAUACCAAGCUCUGACAAUCAGCCUUUCUUUAGGAGCCGAUAUGGAUCUUUAUGGCUACCUCCGCCGACUGCUGGUCCAGUCUGGAGCCACAGACCAGGGGAACGAGGCUACGGCAGCCACUGGGUGUUGCAGCCCUUCCCUAUCUGAGCCUGCUGCUUCAGACACAGCAGUGCAAGAGACUUCAGUGUCAGCCAGAGAUGGCAACCCACCUGACACAGAGUCUCCUGCUCCAGGAGUCAAUAUGGGGCUUUUGGACCAUCUCUACCAAAGACUUACUCAGACUAUUGGAUGGACACCUUUCCGAACAGACAGGACAAAUCUGGACUCCAGCCAGCCAGGCCCCACUGACUCUUCUGUCCCAGACACAGAGGAGCAGAAGGUGGCCCAAAAACAAGACCUGGCGCCACAAACCCUGGCUGCAGGAGCGGGCAGCCACUCCAGCACUUUCUGUGCUGAGCCUCAUGAUCCAGGCACCAAGAGAAAGGCCUAUUCAUCACCCAGGGGACAGCUCACCCCAAUCAGCAAGGAGGAGGAGGAGGAAAGGCCAAGGAAGACCAGAGGCCUUGCUUGCGUGAGGGACAUGGAUGAGGCUACCCUGAGGAAGGACAUUGGCAUCCUCUUCCCAGCACUCCACUCCAUGGUGUGUCAUCUCCCCAGAGAGCACCUGGAGGAGCGGAGAGAGGCCCUGGACUCUCUCAUCCAUCUGGCUCGCUUGUUCCUGGUGGAGCUGCUUGUGUUCCUGUUCAGGAGGCUGAACAGGGACGAGGAAGAGGAGACCUGUGCCAGUCUCCUCAUUUUGGACCAGAUAGUCCGAUCCAACAUUUCCGAAAUGACACAGCACACCGAGAAGCUGUUCAUGGCCCUGGGGCCAAUCCUGCAGAGCACAAGCAUACGGGUCAGAGAAGCCCUUGCUUAUUUGAUACGCACAAUGGGGGCACAUGGGCUCUUGGAAAAAUCUACAUCAAGACCCUUAAUUGACUUCUUGGUGCGUCAGUGCACCCUGCCCCUCGACAGCACGGAGGCAGCAGAUGGGAGGCACACCAUGGAGCUCGAGGUCCGCCAGCUCUGCUCCAGCACCCUGCAGUCCCUGGGUGAUUCCCCCAGAAUGGCCAAUGUUUUAUGGCCUGGGCUGCUCCUUCAGCUGAGCCCAGCAGCCCAUGGGCCAGCCCUGCCUCUCCUCCUGCAGACCUCGGUCGGGGUGGUAAAGAGGCUGCAGGAGGAAGGCAGGCUGCCCUUGGCCGGGAAGUGCGGCAAGGCGAACAGAGGGUGUCGGUCAAGCCCCAGGGCCAAUCUACCCCAGGAACUGCUGGCUCGGCUGCUGGUGCUCGGUGCGUCUUCAUGCAUGACGGUGCAGGUCAGAAGGGCAGCCAUGUUCCUCCUCUUCCAGCUGAUGAGCAUGUUCCAGGCCGGCUCGGGCCGAUUCUGGAAUAACUACACGACGGAAAUGCUCCUCUACGUGGAAGAUUACAAGACCUGCUUCUGCCAGAGGGAGUGGGAGCAGCAGCUGCUGCAGUUCCUGGAAGACCUUCUCUUCCUCAUCUCAGACCAUACCUGGCUGGGCUGUUUCAUCACCAGUAUCAGGCGCCAGCUGGCCCACAGCGAUAAGCGGCCCAGUGACAAGAGCUUUCUCUACAAGUGCUGGGGCACCGGGCUGAUGUUAUCUCCAUCAGAGAGCAUCAAGCCCCAGCUAUGGCGCCUGCUGGAGCUGGUCAAUUUCCGAGAAGAAGAGGAAAGAGAGGGAUUCGCCCGAGCGCUUGGGCUGUGUGCCAGGCAACACCUCUAUGAGAUUUUUGCCAUCCUGGAGCACUGGGAAGAGGUCGUCAGUAGGGUGCAGCUCCAGCCUUCUGCUGCUGGCUCUCUGGAGGAGCCAGCUUCCAUCGAGCAGCUGAGAAGCCUCCUGCUCCUCACCUAUGGGCACGUGGUCCACUCAGGCCCCACAGACCUCAUCCUAGAGACCAUAGGAUACAAGAUCCUGUCUCCCAUGCGGAAACACUAUUUUCUGAGCCCACAUGACCCGCUGGUGAGAUCUGCGUUUGUGAGAAGCCUCGUGCUGGUGGGUGAAGCUGUCACCCAAGUGAGCAGGAUUCCCUUGGUGAGCCAGGACACAUACACCGUGCUGUCCCCCCUGCUGGAGAUCCUCAGAGGCAAGGACCGGACCCGGCUGCAGAGCCCCGACCACAAGUGUGCCCUGCUGGCCAUCUCAUACAUAGGGAAAUUCCAGCCUCACCUGUCUAAGGAGCAGGUGGCUGAGACCAUCAGCACUUGUGUCACCAGCUACAUGGUUCAGCGUCCAGCCCUGGUGAAGCUGAGAGGGACUGAGGUGGCAGAGAGCUCCGCUAUCCGGGCAGAGUCUCUCCAAGAACUGCCCUGGGAGGGCCUGGAUCAUGUGCUGCAGACAUUCCUGGAACAGCACCUGACCCCCACCACUCUACUGCAGCUGUUUCUGCACUUGCAGCCAUGGAUCUGCUCCCCCCGGGCCCAGGAGAGGAGCCGAGCUGUGAAAGCCAGCGCCCGGCUCCUCAUGUUCUAUCGAUUCAAGGCCAUGACCGAGGACCUGAAACCCAUGGUGGAGCAGGGCUACAUGGCUGGGCUGCUGACAAGCCAGGCCUUCGAUGCUCAGAAGACCACCCGAUACUGGGCAUAUCAGGCUCUCUACUGGCUCUUCACGCCUUGCACAGCCGUCGUGUACAACAAGACAGGGGCGGUGGUGACCGUGCUGAGCAAGACGCAGCAGGAUGCCAGCUGCAGAGAGAGCCCUGCCCAUGUUGCUAUGCUCAUCGCGGAACACCUGCAGUCCCGUGACCUCAUGCCCUUCAGCUUCACCCUGCUGGUGGGCCUGCUGGAGAAGGGGGAGUGUGCUGAGCAGCUGGCAGGCGUCAUGGAGGCGGUGCUGAGACAGCAAAAAUCAGAGCUACAGGGCCAAGUGCAGGAUCUCCAAGCCGCUCUUUCCUACACACUGAGCCCACCCCGGGGGGGGCGGCUGAGUGAUGGGACAAGAGACAUCCUCCACCUACUGGCCAGGCAGCACACCAAGACCGCAGUCAACAUCCUCCUGAAGAUGCCCUGGCCUUACAAACACCACAUCAAGGCCAUCUGGAGGUUCCUGGGUGCAGACCCCAUGCUAACCAGGGAGGUACUCCACAUCCUGCUGGACGACAGCCCGGAGAAGGGCUGGGCUAACCCUGGACAGACCCAGGACAGGAGCUGCCCCCAGCCAGCCCGGCUGCCCCCGGCGACCACAUACGGCCUGUGGGAGCUGAUCGGGGCCUUGGGGCAAGGGGACACCCUGGAGGGACGCGAGGACGACCUGUUCGCCUCUUGCUUCCUUGCCAUCGCCAGCCCCCCGGCACAACACCUCUUAGGAGUCCAGCAGGACCGGCCCAGUGACACCAGUCCACGCAGCAUGGCCGUGCAGGCCCUGGCGCGGGUGCUGCGCCUCAGGGGCAGUCAGCCAGCUGUGGAACUAAUGGACCAGGAGCAAGGCUGGCAGCUGCUGGAAGAGGCCCAGCCCGAGGGGUUCACUCUCCUUAGCAGAGCCAUAGUGAGCCACCCAAACCUGGCCCUGAAGAGCAUCCCACAGCUUCUUCUUCCCAGCCUGCAGGCCAGCCAGGAGGGUGAACGCAUGGCCUGCACCGCCCUGUUUGCAGAGUUCCUCGGCAGCCCCCUGCUGAUGGAAAACGAGCCCAAGGCCAUGCGGAAGCAGGUGCUGAAGGCCAUGCUGCAGCAGACGCAGGACAGCAACAUCCACAUUCGUGGCAGAGCCCUGCAUGGCCUCAGGAACGCAGUGACCGCGUUCCCGGACAAGGUCAGGAAGAAGCAAGACCAGAUUCUGGCGAGCUUUGUCCACGGCGUAUGCCAAUCCUGCGACCCCUGCGCCAUUCUGGACGCGACGGAAGGGCUCUGCUGGAUGCUGCGGGACCCCAAGGCGCCUCUGAAGGCGCAUGUUGCCAUUCCGCUGGCCAUGCAGGCGAGAACAUUCUUUGAGGAUGAGAACAGCAGCCUGAGGCGGGCCUCCAUCGAGCUCUUUGGCCAGCUCAGCAAGUUUGUUUCCAAGAGGUCAUCCCGCUUCGGGGCUGAGGUGGAGAAGAGCAUGGGGACGCUGCUGAUCUGCCUACAAGCCGGGGACCCCCAGGUGGCCCAGGCGUGCAGGGUGGCAUUGCUGCACUGCGCACCCUUCCUGAGCUACCAGCCCCUGCGCACGCUCGUGCGGAGCCAGCUGGCCGAGGGAGCGGCCCCCGCCAUCCCCACCUUCCUGAGCGAAGCCUGCAGGACCCUGCUCCAGGACUGCCCAGGGAAGCUGCGCAAGAAGGCUGCCCUGAGAGCAGCAGCUGCCCAACAGCUGAUCGCAGCUGGGAUGACCUCCCAACUCCAGGGGAAGAAGUGGCUAAUUAUUGUCUGUCCACCAACACAAAAUGUUGCAACUGCUACAAAAUAAAGGGAGUUUCACACCUCUGAACAGGGACUGGGAAUUGCUUACAAAUUAGUGUCUGGAAUCCAGAGGCGAUACCCUAGCAGAUAAAUUAAAGGGUAAGUCAAACAUUGGUCAUUUGUGAGUGUCCUAAACAGAGAUCAAACUUUCAGGUUUACUAUCUUCUCCCACCAACUCUAAUUCUGUUUUUAUUAAAGGAGUGAUUCCCUCAGAUGCAUCUUCCUCCCUUCCCUCUGGAGAGUGUGUGUCAAAAUCUCAUUGUGUAUGAUCAAGAAGGAAGAAGAUUCUGUACACAAUGAUUAGCCCUGA